AUGCAGAACCAGAGUUUGUUUAAUUUGAACGAAGUAAAGUUUCACUUACAUUUUAAGUGUAAAUUGUAUACAUGUAGUUGUGAAACUCAUUAAUAUUUCAUGAAGAAAACACAAAAGAAAUCAUGACCAUGAACUUCGUGGUCGUGAUUUCUUUUGUGUUUUUUUUUUCAUGAAAUAUUAAUGACAUGAAGGAGUUUAACGCCCGUAUUCUAAAAGCUCACUCACACUCAAUGAGAGGAGGUUCAAUCUGAGCUUCUCUUCAGUGUCAAUGCUGUUUUUGAAUAGCUGGAGGGUGAGUAGUUACAUAGUAAGGGACGACACUAGCCUUCCAGCUAUUCAAAAACAGCAACUGACACUCGAGAAAAGCUCAGAUUGAACUUCCACUCAUUGAGUGUGUGUGUAAAGCCUGGUUCACAUUGAUCGUACACAUCGGCGAUGCCCAUUGUCGGUGGUCAUUGAUGCAUAAAAUGUUUUGUGCAUUUUCUUCUUCGUUGCUCACAGACAAUGGAUCGUAGAACAUCGCCGAUCAAUGUGAACCAGGCUUGAGUGAGCUUUUAGAAUAUAUGCGUAAGACCUUUUAUAUUGUCGACUUUGUAAUUUUCUAUGACCAUAGGAAAAAGACGAAAGUUUACUUGACGAUGUAUUGUGUUCUGCUGUGAUACCAAAAGGAACGCUUCUCGUUACACAAGGCGAAGUGGUAAGAAUGGAUUGAUUAUAAUAAUAAUUGAUGGUUUAUUGAUAUAUUUUCGCACCAGAGGUCAGUUGUUCAAAGCUGCGUCAGCUUAACCCUAGGUUAACCUAAAAUUCAAAGCAAACUUCCAACAGCUUGUUUAUAAAAUUGGAAAUAUUUCUUCAGAAAUCUUGCUUGAAUCAGUUGAUGUUUUCUUCUCUGAAGUUUUGAAAUAAACAGGCGUGCAGAAAUACACAAACUAUAACAGCAGGUUAAAUUUUAACCAUGCAUGCAGGGUUAGCGCUAACCCACCUUUGAACAACCGGCCCCAGAAGGUGAAUUGCGAUGUGUUUACAAAUUGGGGAAUAAAAAUUACUCAUCAAAAAUAGAAAUAACUACGGCAGGCUGCGAUAAUGUAAGAUUUUAAGUCGUGCUUGACUUGGUUGUUGUCGCGUCCUUGAGCUAUAGUACAAACUUAGUACUUAAUGUGUAUUUAGUCAUUAAAAUAUAAGGUUCAUAAAGUACAGGUUUCUGAAAAGCAUGUUUAGACCAAGAAGUAGAAAAAGAAGCCAAUUGGCAAAAAUGAAUAUAUAAACAAUCGACUCCAACGUUUCUUUGUGGCAUCAGUCCAGUCAUGUUUGAUGCCAAGACAUCUCAGACACAUGACAUACCAACUAUAAAUUACGGUAUUGAAGGUACAAAGAUGCCAACAUGUAUACACGAACAGUAAUACUUUGGUUUGCAGCUAAGUAUCCAAGGAAUUUUAACCAUCAUUGUAGGUUUUUCUACUAGAAGUUAAAAAUUUCUGCCAAAGUGUGAAAUAUUUCAAUAAUGUUUCAGGAUUGUAGCGUCUAUUUCCUUAUCAGUGGCUGCCUGCAAGUCUCUCAGAAAGACAUGGAUUCUAGCGAAGAGGUAUAUAUAGUAUGUUAAGAUAACACGGUUUUCAUCGACCAAACUCACAACUUGUCAACAGGCUUGCAGCAAGCUUAUAACAAUAGUUGUCAUUUCAUCAAGUUGCUACAAUGUUGUCACUCACAACUUGUUAACAAAUUAUUGAAUUGAAGGACGAUAACAUGUUGGAACAACUUGUGACAAAUCUUUUGAGUCGACAACCUUAUACACGCGUAAAAAUUGAGAAAAUCAACGACUUGUUCCUGGUUGAUAUCAACAGGCGUGAACAAGGUUGUGCGGCCCACUAUGAACAGUAUUGUCAACAUGUUGUUACAGCAUUGUUCAACUGUAACAACUUGGUUGACAACUGUUACAGCAUUGUUCAACUGUAACAACAUGGUUGACAACUUGUUCAUAGUUGGCCGCGCAACAUUGUUCACGCCUGUCGAUAUCAACUUGGAACAACCUGUGCGGGUUUUUAGCCGUGUAGCAAGUUGUCAACAAACUGUUGACAAACUUGUCAACAAGAUGGGUACAAGCGUUGCUAACACAUCCUAAAACGAGUUGUUGCAACAGUUUUACGUGUGUUUACAAGUUAAAAUUUUCUUUGAUGUGGAGAAAGCGUACUACAAUAAAUUGCAGUACUUGUCAACUUUCGUUGAGAUUUAACGUUGUCUUCUGUAAAUAAGCGUUUGUUUAUUGUGCUUCGCUUCCAAACAUCAUACAACAAUUGCCUUAAGGAGGCUCCCUACAGUUGCGUGCGGGAUGUUCGCGGGACCAGUACGUGAACUAUCCCACGCAACCGCAUGAUCAAAACAAAACAAAAUAUUUUUUUUUAAAAAAAGCUAUUUCUGAAAGGUUUCUAAUGGGAAAAAUCGUUGAAUAAUACUUCGUUUUGAGUGCCAAAUUACUUGCGAGUCUAUACAGCAAUUCUACAUAUGAUACGAAUACCACUAGACCAAAAAUAGCUACGAAACAAUGUUUUUUAAUGUUUUUAAAAUAUACAUUGUCAACUGUAAAACAUUUGCAAAAUUGCAUACAAACGUUUAAAAAGUUGUUUACUUCUCAAGAAAACGUUCACGUUUUUAGUCGUGUUUCUACAAGAUUGAAGUGAUUAUAUGUAAACAGAAAAAUAUUUCAGUUUCAUAGCCUAAUUGUUCAUUUUUAGGAAAAAGUACAAAACCAAACAUGAAACAAAAAAACACGUCCACCUGUUAAUAGGCUGUUACAGCUCAUAGAUUGAGUAAACGGCAGGAUUCAAUUAGCUUCAACCUUGUUUUCAUCGAUUUAAUCCUUCACAAUAAUCCUUGGCUGUCCAUAGCACUCAAAUAAAUCGAAAAGUUGACAAAAACAAAACAGUAAAAAGUAAAAACACGAACAUUGCGGCUCGAUUUUGCUGAAUGAAAACUCGUUCUGCGCCCACGUACAAUCUUUUACUAGUCAGCGACGCUUUUCAAUAGGGGAAUUUCUCGAGUUACACGAGGCUAUUUUCUAACUUUAUUUGCAUUUUACUCAUUAGUUUCGUCGGUGACCUAUCUUCAAAUUUUAACCACGAAUUUAUUUUGCGGUAAAUUUUAUAAAUUUCAAAUUUAAAAAAAAUCUGUAGUGUGGAAAUUUCGCAAUAAAUUUUUCGCUUUUAAAAAAAUCACACACUACAGAAUUUUUUUAAACUUUCACCACAGUUGCAGAGCAUCAUUCCUUAUUGGUAUAUGAAAUAAAAAAGAUAGGUCACCGACAUCGUUUUUGAGAUAGCGGCACAUUUAUGGGUUAAAUUGGAAUGCUUUAUGCUGUCGUCAUGUUGCCAUGGGAACAUUGACAUCGUCGAAAUCUAGUUCGAAAUAUUCCUUAGGUGACCAAUAUUACCACCAAGUCGAAAAGAAUUCGCGUUCUGCACGAAUAAGCCUGUUUUACGGAAUUGUUGCUUAAACAAGAAUAACUGUAGGGAGCCACCUUAAAGAGGGAAGCCUCGCAGUGCCUCGGAAGGUCGUCUCCAAUUGGAUGGGGGGUUUUCUAAAGAACGAAGCAAUUCAUUGUUCUGAACACAAAAGCAAUUGUCAAGUCGGGCCAAUGAAAAUCACUCUUCCGAGCUACUGCGAGGCUACCCCUUAAAGAAGCUGGGACACCAUAACAGCUUAACGCCAAUUACAGUGGGCAUGACAAGCCAUGUGAACUGUUUUCAAGCAACUAUAUAACCUUUAGAAACUGAUGACAUAUAUCCCAUUUAGAACGUGUUGUACGUCACUCAUCCUGGGGAAUUCGUGGGCAGUCUCUCCGUCAUAACUGGCGAACCAUCACUGUUUACAAUCAAGGCUGUCAAGUUUUGUCAACUUGGUGUCUUGAGCAAAAGUGAUAUCUACGGGUACGAUUGUGUAAUUUAUGACUGCAGACAACUGUCUAUUGUUUUUUCUCAAAGGUUGAUACAUGGAAGAGCUUAUUCUGUGCUCAUUUGAUGUGAUGAAAGCACUCCGAGUCUCUGAAUCUAACCCAGACCCAUCCCUAAGCCCAAGCUUCCAGCCACAAGUGGGACGCCCUACAACGAAAAAUGGACGACUUUGGACGCCCAAAUUCCGGGGAGGAAAGUGAAAUGAUUCUCAAUGAUUUCCCUAAAUAUAUUAACAUAUCUGAAACGAAAUAGCUUCAGUUUUCAAUAUUAUUAUACAUUUGACGUUUUGAUCAAUUUGAUGGUGUGACGUUUUGAUCAAUUUGAUGAUAAAAAUGUCGUAAAGAAGCAUAGCGGCACAAAGCUCACAAAGUGUUUGAAAAAUCCCCCCCCCCCCGACGUAGAUGGGUCAUUGUACCAAAAUUGGACGCCCUUUUUCAGGAUCCUGGAUAAAAGGCCUGCCUAACCCUAACCCAAACUUCUCCGACGAAUCUUUUGUGUGAUGUCACUACAUCAUUUGAGUGGAGAAUAGUUUUCCCUUUGAUACACAUGCAUUCUCAAGCUUUCGUGUUCAUUUUAGUAUUCUUCUACAAAGACCACGUGUUAUUCUAAAUCUCAGCAGUACGCUGACGUCACGAUUGACACCGCUGGUCAGAAAUAUUGACUACGCUCUUGACUGGGUUCACAUGGAAGCUGGACGAGCUAUAUACAGGUAUGCUGUUGGACAGAAUUUUGUGAAAAUACUGUGUUUAUAGCUAUAUUAACUAUCAGUUCUAAACUGUUCUCCAUGGAGGUCCAGUGAGGAUCUUCUCUUAGAAGUCAUCUCUUACUGGUAGGAGUCAUCUCUUACUGAUCCAGUGUUACAAGAAAGUUAAACUGAACUAACUUUAUUUAUACUGAUAGCUCUUUCAGUUCUAAACUGUUUUUCCUAGAGGUCCAGUAUAGGAGUCAUAUCCAGUGUUACUACCGGAGGAAACCUAAACUAAACUAACUUCAUUUAUUCUGGAUAGCUCUAUCAGUUCUAAACUGUUCUCCCUAGAGGUCCAGUAAGGAUCAUCUCUUAUUAAUCCAGUGUUACUACAGGAAGAAACUUGAACUAAAUUAUUUAUACUGGGUAGACACAUGCAUAAACCAUGCAUUGUAAACCAAACCCCUUCACAGUCCCAAGAACAGGAUACUGUGACGUCUUUGGAAUAUAAACCUAUAUAGUUAUAGUGUCUCUGCAUGCAUUAGAGCACUCUCUCAUAUAUAUAUAGCUAUUUUACUGUUUUCCCAGACAAGGCGACGAGUCAGAUUGUCUAUAUAUUGUUCUCAAUGGUCGUCUGAGAUCUGUUGUCACUCAAAAUAAGAAAAAAGAACUGGUCGGUGAACAUGGCCGAGGGGAAUUGGUUGGCGUGGUAAGUAUGUACGUAUACUGACGGUACAGUAGGGGAAAUUUCCUGGAAAUCAUACGAGGGUGUGCAUGGGAAAAUCAGCUUCCCUAGUCAAAUAUAGGUUAUAGGCAUGCAUCCUUAAAAAAAUCAAAAUGAAACAGUUCUCACCAGUUAAAAUUGUUAUAAUUUAUGGAAAUUGAUGCGUAUUCUAAAACAUGCAAUAUAAGGCUCUUUUCAUCACAAAAACCAGCUCGCAAGCUUGUUGCUAGUACUUUCAUCCAAGCGCAAUGCUCGACUGUUUGAUAGCUAUAAACGCAUUCUCAGUGAGUUGGUCUUUGCGAUUAGUAGGAAAGAUAUAAGAUGACCGUACGAACAUUGGUAUUUUUUAGGUAGAAGCGUUGACGCAAAAUCCACGAAUGGCUACCGUUCAUGCUGUGCGGUAAGAUUCAUUGGUAUCACGGUCCGGCUUAGGGCGUGUUUCACUAUAGGCUUUGCUAGACAACAUGCAUUUGGACUUCUGUGGAUAAAUAUUAGCCAAUUAGCGAAUAAAGAAUUCCACCAUAGGUUUUGCUAGACAGAAACAUCGCUAAACAAAACCCCACGACCCCAUCCGAUUGAGAGAAUGGAACAUGACUUUAAAAAGCUUUAUAUUACAGUAAUAUCUUACGAAUCCUUACGACAUACAACAGAGGUAUAGAAGGCGUACGGCUUUAUUGAGAUUUUAUUUUUAUUUUUUUUAUACAGUGAUACGGAAGUGGCCAUUCUUCCUGACGGAUUAUUGAACGUUAUAAAGCAUAAAUACCCUCAGGUGUGUAUGAAAUACCGAAAUUAGCAAAAAAUACAGACUUUGAUAAAAGUUACUUUUGUUCAUUUUGAAGAUAUAAAAUAAAUUAGUUAAUAAUUCUAUUAAUAUAUUAACAUUUAAUUCUUCUCUUUAAAUUGUUCUGAAAAUGUCUUGAAGCCUGUGUCACUGUGUUUUAGGUCGUCAGCCGACUUAUUCAUUUAUUGGGGGAGAGUAUUCUUAGUCCCAUGAAAGCUAUGCAGUUAGGUUGGUUGCUUUAUAUAAACUUAAUAUCGAAAUUUUACUGCCUUUAUUUAUUCUGGAUAGCCCUACCAGUUCUAAGCUGUUUCCCAUGGAGGUUUUAAUUAAAGGCAUCUGUUAUUGCUUUGUCAAUGUUAUUAUGAGAGAAAACCUAAACUAAACCAUAUUAUAUUGGACAUACCCUGCCACCAAUCACUUGAGUUCUUUCAAUUCUAUAUAUGAGAAUGCCGUAAGAAAACCUUUCAAAAAGGAAACCUCUCAAAUUAGAAUGCCGUAAGAAAACCUUUAAUACUUGGUUGAGUCAAACCAUAGCCUAUCGAAGAUGGCUGUGAAACUCAUUAGAAUAACAAUAUAACUCAUUAUCUAUGUUAGUCAAUGUUUAUUCAUAAAUCUUUCACCGUCAUGUGUGUAUUGUAUUUUUGCCAAAUCCACCAAUAGCAAUUUCCAAUUUAUCCUAUUGUUCGAGUCACGGAUAGAUAGCAUUGCUAUUCGUUAGUUGGGCAAAAUAUACAAUACGCACAUGACGGUGAAGGACCAGAUUUAUGAAUAAACAUUGACUAACAUAGAUAAUGAGUUAUAUUGUUAUUCUAAUGAGUUUCACAGCCAUCUUCCCUUCGAUAGGCCAUCAUGGUCAAACUAGAAGCACUUCUUUAACGUGCGAAUGAGAGGUAUCUCCUGAGUGCCAGAACUUUAAUCGCAUCUUUCUUGUCCUAGAGCAUUCAGGAGAAGCGAGUGAAGUGGGAACGAAUUUAGGAACGAUAGCUAUUGUCCAGGCUUCUGACGAAGUGCCAUUAAGCAACUUCGCGUUCGAGUUAAGUUUGGCGCUAAACAGUAUAGGUAUGUUUAAUAUUGUUAUUGAUAAUUGUGAAAACAUUAAUAAUUCAUCAGGAAAAAACAAAAGAAAUCGCUGCCAUGUCGGUGGUUUCAUACGUGAUAAAAAAUCAUGUUCAUUUACAUAAACUUUAGCUUUGGUUAUCUUGUAGAAAACUUCAU
Molecule: messenger RNA, 7349 nt
Organism: Paramuricea clavata
Lineage: Eukaryota; Metazoa; Cnidaria; Anthozoa; Malacalcyonacea; Plexauridae
Source: the annotation of a GenBank genome assembly